Messenger RNA from Centruroides sculpturatus (bark scorpion), 3291 nucleotides. Its product is annotated as GATA zinc finger domain-containing protein 14-like. The transcript is spliced from 15 exons. NCBI's taxonomy places the organism in Eukaryota, Metazoa, Arthropoda, Arachnida, Scorpiones, Buthidae. The annotation marks the transcript as partial. Gene Ontology annotation, biological process: regulation of gene expression. The record is from RefSeq and is a predicted model, not a curated record. Gene Ontology annotation, cellular component: super elongation complex.
AAUAGUUUGGAAAGAGAUGUAUUACGGGAAAGGCAAGCAAGACAACGAGCUGAACUUUUGGAGAAGAUACACGAAACACCUCCCCAACCCAUUUUCAGUGAACCAAUUAAGGUGGAUCCUUCCUUGGAAGAUGAAACCACUAGGCGCAUUAAGAGCACAUUAGGUGAUUUUAACCAAGUACAACAUUACCUUGUUACUGAUCCAAAGCAUUUAAUUGGAAUUUCCAGAUCUGGUUUAAUAUCUAGCCAUAACAAUGGCAAUAAUUCAAGUUCUGGUCAACAACACACUACUACUAAAGAUGGAGUAUGGACACAUUCAAAUCGAAAAUUAGGAUUAGUGAAUGGACAGAAUAAAGUCAGUCACAAGAGUGGAAAUCAUGAAGAACGAAAACACAGUAAUAACAAUAAAUAUAAAAGCAAAAAUUCUUAUCAAACUGUAAAUGAAAAUAAGUCAAAACAAAAAGUUCAGAUAGAUUCUCAUGAGGCAGAUAAAUCAUUUGAUAAAGGAAUUAAUAAUAAACAUAAAACUACAAAAUCAAGUGCCUUUCCAAAUACUGAAAAAACAUUAACAGAUGAUCUGUGUAAGGAACGGCUAGGAAAUGCAACGAGUGUUGAAGUACAAAAUAAAACUGAAAAUAUUUCAAAACAGACUAAUGUAGAUCAGAACGAUAGUGGAAAUGAAAAACUGCAACAGAUAGAAAAUAUUUUACAGGAAAUGAAAGUUCCAAUACCAACUUUAUUAACCGCAAUUUGCACACCUGAAAGAGAAGAAACUUCAUUUCAUUUUUCUUCAAUUGAGGAACGAAAUAUAUAUUCAAAAAAUGUGGCAGAUCAAAAUGCCGUUAUUGAACAAAACACAGACUCUACACAUUCAUUAUUUAACUUAAGAGAAGAUCUUGAAGUGAGUGAAAGUGAUGAUGAAAUGGAACAUGAUUUGACAAGGACAAAUUCAGUUCUUAAUUCAGUACUUUCGUCUCCAAACUUCGAUAUUCUUCAUCCGCCACCACCUAUUGGUGCAAUGUCAUCAUCAACAAAAAGUUCUGACGAAUCAGAAAUGUCUGAAUUAGAAUUUGAAGAAACUGGAAAUUCUCCAGCAAAUAGUAUUUUAGAUCAUUCGUUAAAGAAUUCAGAAGAUUGGCACAUAGAAAGCUCAUUUGGCAAUGACUGUAAUAAUACUCUUCAAAGAAGUAAAGAUACAGCAGAGGUUUUGAAUCAACAGAAUAGGGAUGGAGAAAAAGAAAAUACAAUAAACACAGAUGAAACAAAAAGGAAAUUUUUUGAUAAAGAAGUCACAAAAAGUUCAUACCAGUUACCAGAUUUUGAAGGUACUGCUGCUCAACAAAAAUUAUUUAUUUGUUCUCCAAUUCAUUCUGUCUGUGGUUCUCCUGUCUCAAUUAGUAAUAGUUUUGAAGAGAGCAAAAUUUCUAAUAGAAAUCAGUAUAACCAAGUUGAAUCUGUUCAUACUGAUAGUAAAAGUACAAAAACUAAAAAACCUAAGAAAAGAAGGAAAGAUGUCGGUUCAAGUAAUCAUUUUUCAGAAGAUUUGUAUGAUAAUUCUUGUAGAAAUGAGUCGACUUGGUCUGUGUCAAAUUCGGUUAAAACGGCUGUUGAAGAAACUGGUUCGUUAGAAAAUUUAUCAAAUGUUACAGUUGGUGAUAUUAUACUUUCUGAUCCCAUACAGACUCAUAAUGAAAAGUUUAAAAAGCAUAAAUUAAAGAAAGAGAAGAGUAAUAAAAAAAUGAAGAAAGAAAAAGGGAGUAAGUUAACUGGAAACUUAACAACUAAAGAAUCCAAACGAUCAAGUACAAAAAAGAUUGAUCAGAACAAUAAAUUAGCCAAAGAUUUGCCAAAACUAGAAGAACAAAAAGCUUCAAAAGAAAGUGAAAAUAGCAUUAAAAAGAAAGGGAAAUUACAAAAAUUUAAAUCAAAAGAAUUUAUUUUAGACAGUCCAAAUGAUUCUGAUUCAGAUAAUAGCAAUAUUGAAAAACCAUUACCUCCAUCAUCAUCAUCAUAUAAUAUUAAUAAUUCUCCUUUCAAAACUAGUCUUACUGAUUCAGAAAAUUUUAGCGGAAAGUACAACAAAGGAAAAUCAAAAUCAGAAAAACAAAAUUAUGACAAUCAUAGUGAUACAUCACAAAAUGAAUUAAUUAGGGGCCUUACGUCUGAAGAAAUAACAGAUAAAUUAACAAAUUUUGAUAAUUUAAGUUCAAAAAAUGUUGCUGUUGUGAAACCAAUUAGAAUUGGAAUAACAAAUUCUGAAAUGUUAAGCAAUCCUGAAAAGUAUCAAAAUCAAGAAAACAAAAAUUCUGUUGUGGUCAGUAUAGAUUUAAAGCUUAUAGAUAGAUUACCAUCCUCUGAAAAGAAAACCCAAGAGAAAAAAAGUAAAUUAGAAAAUAGUCAUAUAAAUUUAUCUAAUGAAUAUAAUGAAUAUCAACAAACUGAACAUCAUACAAGCAUUAAGAAUGAAUGUAUAAAAGAUGUUAUUCAGAAUGAUUGUUCUUCACUUAAAAAUAAUAAAGUUGAAGUAAAUAAGACCUCAGGUAAACGUAAAAAAGACGAAGAUAAACUCAAAAGUAAAAAACAGAAAAUAAUUGAAAAGUCUUCCAGUCCAAAAGAGCCAGUUUUACCAAAAACUGAAAAAUUGAUUGAAAAAGAACAGUGGGAAGUAGUUAAAACUACUCCAAAGUCAUGUGAUAGUCCAGGUAGUGUGUGCUCAUUUUCAAGUCAACAAAGUCACAGAAGUGCAGUACACAAAAAAGAAAAAAGUGUAAAUAAAAACAAAAAAGAAAGGAAAAUUAAAGAAAGUGAACAACCAGAACAGAAAGGAAAACAUAAUGUACAGAAAGCAACUAAAAGUAAAGAAGAAAAAAUUACAAAACACAAAGUUAAGAAGGAAACAGUAGAGGAACAGAAUAGCAGCAACAUCAACAACAACAAUAAUAAUAAUAAUAUUAAUAGUAAUAACAAUAAUAUUAUUAUUAUUAAUAAUAAUAAAGAUAAAAAAAGUGAAAAUAAGCAACAAAAAAGUGAAACAUCUCAUGAAAAUGAACUUACUUCUAGUCAAGUUGGUUAUAAACCAGAAAGUAUUGAAUACGGAGAUAACAGUAGACAAGACGAAUGUGUAAAUAUUAGUCAAGACGAAACUGCAGAUUGGGAAAACUCGUGUAAUAAUUGGUCUCAUCCUCCAAAACAGGCGAAUGGCCAUGAAUACGAUCACUCAAAGUAUUUAAAUGAGGCAACAAAGUUAAAACAUCAAGCAGAUUCAGAGGUAAAUAAAAUUUUUAUUUGCUAA